UUUGAGUGUCCUGUGCACCUGAGACUGUGAGAGGGUCUUACUUCUACCCAGGGCACUUUGUGUAGGCAAACUGCAGAGAUCCAUCUUGCAAAUGUAUGUUGAAGAUUCUUGAUCACUGGAUUAUAUGGUCCAGAAAGAAAUGAAUCACAGCCAUGAAGAAACUAUGAAGCAAAUCAGUGUGGUGAACCUUGAUAAACUUUUAGAUAACUUCUCAGAGAUAGAGAAGAAAAUAUCAGAAAUUAAUGAAGCAAAUAAUGUACUGGUUCUUCAGCUGGAAAAAUGUAACAGAUUGUUAACAUUAAGCCAAUCAAAGGAGGAAUCAGUAAAAGAAGAAUGUACUGCUCUACAGAAUGUGAUAAAGGGUCUUACACAAACCAUUGAAAACCAGUGUAACGUGAAAGAUGAAAAUGAUAGACUGAAGGGUACCAUUCACAUCUUGGAAGAGAAAUUAAAGGCUUGUGAACAGGAAUAUAAAGAUCAUAUUGAGAAACUUAUGAUAGAAAUUAAAAACAAAGAGGAAGACCACAAAUCAGAAAUAACACAGUUGAAUUGCAAUAUAAGAAAAAAAUUUGAAAUAAAAGAAGUGGAGUGUAGAGAACAGAGAGAGAAAAAAGAACUGGAAAUAUUAGAGCUAACUAGACAGCUGAAAAUUCAAAAUGAAGAGAAGCAGAAUGAAAUAAUUAAACUGCAGAUAGAGUUCAAUGCUAAAUUAGCAAGAGUUCAGAACAAAGCAACGAAAUCAUUUUCAGAUGCUUCUGUCUUGCCACAAAGUAUCUAUCGAAGGAAGCUGCAGCAUCUCCAGGAGGAGAAAAACAAGGAAAUUGAAAUUCUCCGAAACACCAUAAGAGACUUAGAGCAACGUCUUAAUAAAGGCCAAGACAUGCACUUCAAACGGAGGCGAUUUUGAAUAAAUGACAUGAAGUAUUUCAGUAGUACAUACCACGAGAAAUAGAAACAGUAUAUUUCAAACUGUGCACCUGAAAGUAAAAACAAGAUAUGAAGAAAUACGGAAUAUUUUUUAUUGAAAAUGCUCUUGUCAAAUAUUCCAAAGGCAUGCGUUCUAUGUAUUCUAUUCAGGGCUACUUUCUUGCUAAUCAGCAUUCACGAUAAAAAGAUUCAGGUUUUGUAGGAGUAAUAAUUUCCCUAUUAAACCAUCAUUAAUUAUGGUGUACACUUUCAAAGCAGUUUUCCUUUCUUGAAUAUUCUCUUCUUCACCCA
Aptenodytes forsteri (emperor penguin) is the source of this 1218-nucleotide messenger RNA. It is a transcript of the gene CCDC152, whose product is annotated as coiled-coil domain containing 152. The coding region runs from base 125 to 907 and encodes 260 amino acids. The record is from RefSeq and is a predicted model, not a curated record. The transcript is spliced from 10 exons. Lineage: Eukaryota; Metazoa; Chordata; Aves; Sphenisciformes; Spheniscidae.